GUACGCAGCUGCUGAAGCCUGAGAGAGAUACUGGCUUACUAGGCUCCUGCUCAACACCGUGCCUCCUCCUUCAGCCAACCGCCCUUGCUCUCUCUCACACAGAGCCAAAGCCGCCAUGAAGUUUCAAAUUGAAGACAUAACCGUCUACUUCCCGUAUGACCACAUAUACCCAGAACAGUAUGCGUACAUGAUAGAGUUGAAGCGUGCCCUAGACGCCAAGGGGCAUUGCCUUCUCGAGAUGCCCACUGGUACUGGAAAAACCAUUGCCCUUCUUUCUCUUAUCACCGGUUACGCCCUCUCGAAACCACAAAACCCGAUCAAGCUCCUCUACUGCACGCGCACAGUUCACGAGAUGGAGAAGACGCUCGCGGAACUCAAGAUGCUCCAUAAUUACCAGCUCCAGCACCUAGGACCCGCUGCUAAAAUUCUCGCCAUUGGUCUCUCCUCCAGGAAGAAUUUGUGUAUCAAUCCAGACGUUGUGUCUGCCGAAAAUAGGGAUUCCGUCGACGCGGCCUGUAGGAAACUCACAGCGAGUUGGGUCAGGGCUUUGGCCGCAGAAAACCCCAAUGUGCACACUUGUGAUUUCUUCGAGAAGUAUGAGAGGGCAGCCUCUGGGGCCGUGCUGCCGCCUGGGGUUUAUACUUUGCAGGAUCUUAGGGCAUUUGGGAAGGAGAAAGGAUGGUGUCCCUACUUUCUGGCACGACAUAUGGUACAAUUUGCUAAUGUGGUGGUUUAUAGUUAUCAGUACUUGCUUGAUCCAAAGGUGGCAGGGAUUAUAUCCAAGGAAAUGCAGAGGGAGUCUGUUGUGGUGUUUGACGAGGCUCAUAAUAUCGAUAAUGUAUGUAUUGAGGCACUUAGUGUUAGCGUAAGGAGGCAGACACUGGAAGGGGCCUCAAGAAAUCUUUCUAGGAUAAGUCAGGAAAUUGACAGGUUCAAGGCCACUGAUGCAGGAAGAUUGCGUGCUGAAUACAACCGGCUUGUUGAUGGUUUGGCCCAGAGAGGAAACCUAGCUGUGUCAGAUACCUGGCUUUCGAAUCCUGCCUUGCCUGAUGACAUUUUGAAGGAGGCUGUCCCUGGGAACAUCCGCCGUGCUGAGCAUUUUUUGCAUGUUUUACGUAGAUUGGUCCAGUAUCUCAAAGGGCGCUUGGACACAGAAAACGUUGAGAAGGAAAGCCCUAUUGGAUUUGUUGCCUCCCUAAACACCCAUGCUGGGAUCGACCAGAAAACAUUGAAAUUUUGUUACGAUCGGUUGCAUUCUCUCAUGUUGACGCUAGAAAUAACCGACACAGAUGAGUUUCUGCAUAUCCAGACAAUAUGUGACUUUGCAACGCUUGUGGGAACAUAUUUUCGUGGGUUUUCAAUCAUCAUUGAACCCUUUGAUGAGAGAAUGCCACAUAUCCCCGACCCUGUAUUGCAGCUUUGCUGCCAUGAUGCUUCUCUUGCCAUAAAGCCGGUAUUUGAGCGAUUCCAGUCAGUUGUAAUUACAUCUGGAACACUAAGCCCAAUUGAUCUCUACCCUCGUCUUCUUAAUUUCCACCCUGUUGUGAGUCGGAGUUUUACAAUGUCCUUGACAAGAGAAUGCAUAUGUCCAAUGGUUCUUACACGUGGGAGUGAUCAACUUCCCGUGAGCACCAAAUUUGAUAUGAGAAGCGAUCCUGGUGUUGUUAGAAAUUAUGGAAAACUCUUGCUGGAGAUGGUCUCCGUUGUUCCAGACGGAAUUGUGUGUUUUUUUGUUAGUUACUCUUACAUGGAUGGAAUUAUCAGUGUUUGGAAUGAUAGUGGGAUUCUUAAGGACAUUAUGCAGAAUAAGCUUGUCUUCAUUGAAACACAAGAUGUUGUAGAAACUACUUUGGCCCUUGACAACUAUCGUAGAGCUUGUGAUUGUGGGAGAGGUGCAGUUUUCUUCUCCGUUGCCAGGGGAAAAGUUGCUGAAGGAAUAGACUUUGAUAGACAUUAUGGCAGACUAGUGAUCAUGUUUGGUGUUCCUUUCCAAUACACACUAAGCAAAGUACUACUGGCACGGUUGGAGUACUUACGAGAUACCUUCCAGAUAAAGGAAGGCGAUUUCUUGACUUUCGAUGCCUUGAGGCAAGCUGCUCAAUGUGUGGGUCGAGUGAUCAGAUCAAAGUCUGAUUAUGGAAUGAUGAUAUUUGCUGAUAAAAGGUAUAGUCGUCAUGACAAGCGCUCUAAGUUACCUGGCUGGAUACUAUCACACUUGCGUGAUGCACACCUAAAUUUGAGUACUGACAUGGCCCUGCACAUUGCACGAGAGUUCCUCCGGAAGAUGGCUCAGCCCUACGAUCGAACUGGUGGCAGUGGUCGAAAGACCCUUUUGUCUCAAGAGGACUUGGAAAAGAUGAGAAAUGAUGGAAAAGACUUCGAAAUGUUAUAAUGAGGUUAUGCGGUAAGUUUCAUUUCCAUGAGCGCUCUCUCUCUAGAUCAUCAUCCGCUUCUACUUUUCGCCAGUUAUCAUUUGGGAAGAUGGUGUUCGAAGCUAGGCGUCCAAUGAUGGGAGUCCAAAGAAGAUUGGUUGUCAAGUUAGAACUGUAAAUUUUGUUUGUGGUUUAGGUGAUAAAUUUAUUGUGCCUUGUAAGCUCAUAUUUUCCUAUCAAUGUCUUUAUUGUAUGUUUAACAUUUGGUGUCAGGUUACAGUUGAAGGAUUACUGCUUAAUUGACUUGUACAAACAACUAUCUUAAAAUCCCAGGCUAUACAUAUGCUUUAUAACCGUGAACAUUA
This is a messenger RNA of Tripterygium wilfordii, 2737 nucleotides long. RefSeq names its product general transcription and DNA repair factor IIH helicase subunit XPD. The transcript has 12 exons. Lineage: Eukaryota; Viridiplantae; Streptophyta; Magnoliopsida; Celastrales; Celastraceae. The record is from RefSeq and is a predicted model, not a curated record. Gene Ontology annotation, biological process: nucleotide-excision repair; positive regulation of mitotic recombination; transcription by RNA polymerase II. Bases 116 to 2392 code for a protein of 758 amino acids. Gene Ontology annotation, cellular component: nucleus. Gene Ontology annotation, molecular function: damaged DNA binding; DNA helicase activity; ATP binding.